CUCAAAGCACGAGGAGCGUGUGUCUCGCGCAGCAGAGUUUCUUCCUCCCGCCAAACUGGACAGUUUAGAAUUUUUAUACACCUGGUGUGAUGAGCUAGAAGGAAUCAGGAGGAAGUGAUAAAACCGUGACUGUAGAAGUACGUAUCAGAGUGGUGUGUAAUGCUGAAGAUGGAGAGCUGUCAUCACGCUGACGUGGACAAGUCGCCACUGUCGGCGUUUAAGCCAAGUCACUCGCGCAGCAGCAGCACCGGAUCCUCUCGACUGCUCUCCAGAGACUGGGAGGUGAUGACGGACAUCCAGUGCAGCUCAAUCAAUCCUGAUAACAGCAUUCCAGGGAUUUGUGAAGGAUACCUGAUGAAAAAGAGGAAGUAUCCGCUUCAAGGUUGGCACAAGAGAUACUUUGUGUUGGAGAAGGGGAUCCUCAGAUAUGGCAAGUCUCUGCAAGAUAUGAAGCGAGGGAAGAACAACGCCGCUCUGGACGUCAGCCUCGCCGUCAUGUCCGUCAACAAGAAGUCCAGACGAAUCGACCUGGAUUCCGGGGACUCUCUGAUCCACUUAAAGGCUAAAAGUCAGGAACUCUUCUUUAUCUGGAUGACCAAACUAACUGCACACCGCAUUUAUAAGAAGAACGAGGCGAUGAGCAUCCAUCAUGGUGUCCUGCAGGCGUUUUCGGCAGGAAACGGCAGCGCCUUACCCGCCAUGGCCAGUUUGGCUCACAGGAACCGGGCCAUGAUGGACACGCUUCCUCAGUACCAGAGCUCAGCGUCUGUGUUCCAGUCCACCACACUGGGUUCUCCGUCUCUCACCUCGUCACGGGUCAACAAUAAAGUCUCUGCUUGGCUUCAGCAAACGCAGCGAGCUGACGCAUGCCAACAAGAGCUGGUCCGCUGUCAGCUGGACCUGGCUGAACUAGGACGUCUGAUUGAGAUGCUGCACUGUCUGGAGGGGGAUCUGCCCAUCAGCAGCCAGGACCUGGAGAAGAGGAUCAGCAUGCAGAAUCUGGCUCUGGAGAAGCCGAAGAAGAAAGUGGGUAAAGUUUGGGGACACAAUCGUACAAUGUCACACGGCAUGAUUCCUGCCACUAAUUACAUCAACACGUUUUCCUCGUCCUCCGGUCUCGGUACGUCUCUCCAGUCCAUCCCGGAUUACGUCUACUCUCAGCUGUCCACUCCGGGCUGCACAUCACCCGAGGGAAAGAAACUCCAGCAGAACAUUCACGUAAUGUCUCAGAGAGUCCACGCAUCUCUGAAGUCCAUCCAUGAAGCGCUGACGCUGGAGCGUGAGCGUCUCACACAGGCCUGGACCGGGCCGGACCUGCGGCAGUCCACCUCCGACCAGCUCGCCUCGCUCUGCACCACUCUGUCUGAGCUGGAGCUCCAGUCUCGUCUCACGAAAGUCCACUCGCUGUCUCUGUCCUCUGAUUCGACUGAGGAGUCUUUCUGCACCGUGCGGCAGGAUCAGAGCUGUGAGACGCGCAGCAGGCUGUCCGUCGCAGAGUCUAUGGCCGAGUAUUUUGACGCCACUGAAGUGUUGGUGUCUGAGAGUCUGUCGGAAAACGAGGCGUCUGACGAAUCGGGACUGAGCGACGUCACCACCAGCAACUCCGAGCCAGAGGAAGCAAAUGCGCCAGUGGGCAUGCAGUACCGCGUGAGCGUGUCGAGCGCCCCGCAAGUUCUCUCCAGCGUGCCGAAGGAGACGGGUCGGCGAACGGUCCUGCCCGCUCACUGCGCCGAUAACAGCCACAUCGGCAUCCUCAGCAUCCUCUACAACAACAUCGGGAAGGACCUGUCCCGCGUCUCCAUGCCUGUCGCUCUGAAUGAGCCGCUAAACUUCCUGCAGAGGGUCAGCGAGGAGCUCGAGUACUCACAGCUGCUGGACAUCGCCAACCGCACUGAUGACCCCUACCAGAGAAUGGUUUACAUGGCAGUUUUCUCCAUUUCUGGUUAUGCCUGGGCCUCAUGGAGGAAUCGCUACAAGCCCUUUAAUCCCGUGCUGGGGGAGACCUAUGAGAGCAUUAGAGAGGACCGUGGCUUCCGCUACGUUGCCGAGCAGGUGAGCCAUCAUCCUCCUGUUUCUGCCUGCCACGCUGAGUCUGAGAAUUUUACAUUCUGGCAAGAUCAGAGGUGGAAGAAUAAAUUCUGGGGGAAGUCGGUAGAGAUCAUUUCAACAGGACUGGUGAAUGUCGCACUGCCCAGGUACGGAGAUCAUUACGAGUGGAACAAGGUGGUGACCUGCAUCCACAAUGUCUUCAGUCAGCAGCGCUGGCUCGAGCACUACGGCGACGUUGUGAUCCGAAACCUGAAGAGCGACGUCUGCUCCUGCAAAAUGACUUUCGUUAAGUCUCGCUACGGUGAUGGAGAAGACAAAAACCAGGUACAGGGUGUGGUUAUGGAUCAGACGGGAAACGUGGUGCAUCGUUUCGGUGGCUCGUGGCACGAAGGCAUCUUCUGCGACACUCUACCCAACCCACAAUGCCUCUGGAAGCCCAAUCCUCAGCCUGAAGAUUAUUUUGAGUAUUAUGGGUUCUCACGUUACGCCAGAGAGCUUAACGAGCUCACGCCUGAACUGAAGGAGAUCCUGCCACCCACAGACACGCGCUUCCGCCCUGACCAGAGGCUUCUUGAGGAAGGUAAAGUGACUGAAGCGGAUAAGUUAAAGGAUGAGGUGGAGGAGAAACAGCGGGAGCGAAGGAAAGAACUGGCUAAGAGAGGAGAAGAGCACAUCCCUCGUUUUUUCAGGAAAACGGUGGAUGAGGCAGGCCGAGAGAUUUGGGUCUUUAACGGAACCUACUGGAAGAUCAGGGAAAGCCCUGGAUUUGCAAAGACUAAUAAUCUGGAACUUUGGUGACCUCGACGGGUGUAGAUUUUCUUUUUUCUUCUUCUUUUUUUUUUGUAAUAAAAGUGCAAUAUGUAUCACUUCUGCUGAAUCAGAAAUCCUCUAAAGACUCCAACACUGAACCGAUUCGGAUUCAUUCGAAUCGGCUUGUGGACGAAGGGAUGAUGGAAUGGAAUGGCGUGCUGAUGAGUCGUGCAUGUGUGCGGUGACGACACCCGUUAGGAGCAAGUGAAUACUGAUAUUUAUUUAUUUCCAUGAUGCUCCUUGCCUCAUUCCUCAGCGUAGACAUUGUUGAUCAUGCAUGUAAGGUUGUUUAAAACGUUUUAGUUUUUAUCUUGGGUGUUUUAUUUAAAAAAUGUCCUGUACUGUUAAAGCAAAGGUUUACUUCAGGUCGGGUUCUUUUCUUUUUUUCUUCUUUCUUUUCUUAGUUUUUUUUGGUUGUUUACACUUAAGUACUGUAACUGGCACAUGACUCCUUACUAUGUUCUUUAUGAAGCUGAUUAUGUCGAUGAAGCGCAUUUGAACACGUCGGACCUCUAUCCUGUGUGUCAGCCCUGCUGAUUAUGUAAAUAGUCCUUGUCUCGUUAAAGCAAAGUGUAGCUGAAACCGGUGUCCCAUGUUUCGCCGGCUGGAAUGAACUGAUGAACCUGUGUGUUUUGUGUGUGUACCUUUCAGCUGCACUGGCUAAAGGAAAAGAAAAGCUGUGUGUUUUUAGUGAAGAAUUUCUGAUUGUAUUUAUACACAAUUAACUGAAUAAAACUUAGGGGAAAAUAAACCA
Molecule: messenger RNA, 3613 nt
Organism: Clarias gariepinus (North African catfish)
Lineage: Eukaryota; Metazoa; Chordata; Actinopteri; Siluriformes; Clariidae
Product: oxysterol-binding protein-related protein 6-like
Exons: 22
Coding region: 160-2847 (895 amino acids)
Cellular component (GO): perinuclear endoplasmic reticulum; intracellular membrane-bounded organelle; cytosol
Molecular function (GO): cholesterol binding
Source: RefSeq, a predicted model, not a curated record